UUGUGUUUGUGCAGGCUUGCAGACAUUGCAACAUCGUCCGACUGUCGCUGCCUCUCAGUUCUGAUCUAAUCAGUGUCCAACUGGAGACUUGGAGAGGUCACACUGACCCAGGACAGGAAAAGACUCAUAUCUCAUAAACAAGCUUCCACCAGUACAUUGGGUUCUAUCCAAUUAUUGCUCCUUUACCUCAACAUCAGGACUGAAGCUCAGAUGGGGGAUUUAAGGCAGACCAUAGGGGUCAUGUCGCAGACGAUAUGCCCGAGUUCCCCAGCUGCGUCCGAGGAAGACCUGAAGACUCCAAAUGGCGGGCAGCGGGAGAAGAUGCAGAUGAAGAGGGAGAUUUCCCUCAUCAACGGGAUCUGCCUCAUAGUGGGCAACAUGAUAGGCUCCGGGAUCUUUGUCUCGCCCAAGGGGGUUCUGAUGUACAGCGGCUCCUUUGGGCUGUCCCUGCUGAUCUGGGCCCUUGGCGGCAUGUUCUCGGUGUUUGGAGCCCUUUGCUACGCCGAGCUUGGCACCACCAUCCCCAAAUCCGGAGCCAGCUACGCCUACAUCCUGGAGUCGUUCGGCGGCUUCCUGGCUUUCAUUCGUCUGUGGACGUCCAUCCUGCUGAUCGAGCCGGCCAGCCAGGCGGCGAUAUCGCUGACAUUCGCUUUCUACCUGGUGGAGGCUCUCUACCCGACCUGCCAGCCGCCGUACGACGCAGUGCGCCUCCUCGCUGCAGUCUGCCUCUGUAUAUUGAUCUUCAUAAACUGUGCUUAUGUGAAGUGGGGGACUCUGGUCCAGGACAUCUUCACAUAUGCAAAGCUCAUGGCCCUCUUCCUCAUAAUUAUUGUUGGACUCCUGAAAAUAGCGACAGGAGACAUAAAUAGUUUUGAGAGUCCGUUCGAGGGGUCCUCAACCGAUUCUGGAGCCAUAGCUUUGGCUCUCUACUCAGCUCUGUUCUCCUACUCGGGUUGGGACACGCUCAACUUCGUCACAGAGGAAAUUAAGAAUCCCGAGAGGAAUCUCCCCCUGGCCAUCGCCAUCUCCAUGCCCAUCGUGACCAUCAUCUACCUGUUGACCAACGCCGCAUACUAUGUAGUUCUAGACAUGCCGUCCCUGCUGGCCAGCGACGCUGUUGCUGUGACGUUUGGAAAUGCAGUGCUCGGUCCGUUCAACUGGAUCGUCCCAAUAUCGGUGGCCAUGUCCUGCUACGGAGGACUCAACGCUUCCGUCAUUGCUGCUUCACGGCUGUUCUUUGUCGGGGCUAGAGAGGGCCACCUCCCGGACAGCUUGAGCCUUAUCCACCUGAACCGCUAUACGCCCGUACCGGCGCUGCUGUUCAAUGGGGUCAUGGGUCUAAUCUUCCUGUGUGUGGAGGAUGUAUUCCUGCUAAUCAACUACUUCAGCUUCAGUUACUGGCUUUAUGUCGGUCUGUCUGUGGCCGGCCUCAUCUACCUGCGCAUCAAACAGCCAGACAGACACAGACCAGUCAAGCUCAGCUUGUUCUUCCCCAUCGUUUACUGCAUGUGCAGCCUGUUCCUGGUCAUUGUCCCUCUGUACGGAGACACCAUCAAUUCUCUCAUAGGGAUCAGCAUAGCUCUGUCAGGUGUGCCGGUUUACUAUGUCACCAUUUACCUGCCUGAGGAGAGGAAGCCCCGAUUCAUACGCAAACUCAACACCUCUGUCACCAAAUACACACAGAUGUUGCUCUACUGCUGCCUGACUGAGUUCGACACAGAAACAGGAACGGCGGAAAAUGGCAAAACACAGUGAGACGCACGCGGACGACUCCGUUCAUCCGGCUGCUUCCUGGGCCCUGUGUGGACCGCGUGACGGUGUUUGUGGGAAUUCAGGCCUGCAUUUAUAAAAAAAAAGGGCCUAAAAUCUUAAAAGACUCGCUGAGAAGGAGCGACUCGAACGUGAUAUAUAUUUUUUUCUUUUUCAACUUCUGUAUGUUCCGAGGAUAUCUUCUGUGAGGAUUACAAGGUAACAUUUGAAACAAAUGUGUAGCUAAAGCACACGUGUUGAAACGCUUCGUACAGAAAAGGACAGAAUUCAGUCAUCUCUGUCUGACAGAAACACAUCAGAUAGUUUAAUUUUCAGGUACGAUUUUACAACCUAUUUACUCAUUAAAGAAUCGUUAUUAUUAAUCAAAAUCAGCUCUAAACAAAUGGAAUUUGCAGUUUUCUGGAGGUUUGUUCCAGAUAUAUGGAGCAU
This is a messenger RNA of Poecilia reticulata (guppy), 2199 nucleotides long. RefSeq names its product Y+L amino acid transporter 2. Gene Ontology annotation, cellular component: membrane. Gene Ontology annotation, molecular function: L-amino acid transmembrane transporter activity. The record is from RefSeq and is a predicted model, not a curated record. Lineage: Eukaryota; Metazoa; Chordata; Actinopteri; Cyprinodontiformes; Poeciliidae. Gene Ontology annotation, biological process: amino acid transmembrane transport.